Messenger RNA from Solenopsis invicta (red fire ant), 2651 nucleotides. RefSeq names its product probable cytochrome P450 6a13. Lineage: Eukaryota; Metazoa; Arthropoda; Insecta; Hymenoptera; Formicidae. The record is from RefSeq and is a predicted model, not a curated record. The coding region runs from base 384 to 1889 and encodes 501 amino acids. Gene Ontology annotation, molecular function: heme binding; iron ion binding; monooxygenase activity. The transcript is spliced from 5 exons.
CGUCAUAUUUCUUUUUUUUUUUACAAGGGUCUAAACAUUUAUUUAUGCAACAAUAUAUUAAAUAUAAUAGUUUUUUAAUAGGCUGACAUCCAAUAUUAUCUAGUUUCUUUAAAUUUUAAUUAGCUAUUUAUGACAAGUAUUAACAUAGAAUAUAAAAGGUGGUAGUACAAUGCAUUUUACAGUUGUUUGUUGUUAAAAUAGUAACGAUAUUUAUAACCGUUUCCUCGAAUGUCACAAUUAUCUCAAAUGUUAAUGCGGAUAUAAAACGAGAAUUGUGCUGUGAAUUAAUAUUUGAACUUAUGCUGUAAUGCGUGCAACAAGCAGUUUCGAGCAAUUCUGUGUUACCAAUUAUCAACUCAGAAAACCAAAGAGACCACAGGACAAUGGAACCCUUCCAAAUACUGUGCAGUAUCGCCGCCGUAAUUCUUGCUUUUUAUUAUUUCUUUACGUCCACUCUCGAUUUUUGGAAAUCGCGCGGCGUUUGUGGUCCACGACCGAUUCCGGGAUUUGGAAAUUUAAAAGAUGUUUUGCUCGGAAAACUGACUAUGAGUGGUUAUUUGAUGAAACUGUACAACGACUACAAACAUGAACCGUUGAUUGGAAUAUUCGCUAUGAGGACACCCGUGCUUAUCGUAAAAGAUCCAGAUUUAAUUAAAGACAUUUUUAUCAAAGACUUUUCUACGUUUGCUGAUAGAGGAACCACUACUCACGAGAAGGCUGAACCGCUGUCACAACAUCUCUUCAAUUUGGACCCGAAAAGAUGGCGAGCCUUACGGUUGAGGCUAUCUCCUAUAUUUACAUCCCGUAAAUUAAAGGGAAUGUUCUCGUUGAUAUCAGAAUGUGCCGAUCACCUUGUAGAGUAUACAGAAAAAUUAGCGAGCAGGAACGAGCCUAUAGAGUGUCUCGAACUGAUGGCCCAAUACACCACUGACGUUAUCGGCAGCUGUGCCUUCGGCAUAGAUAUGAAUACACUGUCGAACAAGGAUAGCGAAUUUCGCAGAAUAGGAAGAGAUAUAUUUCAUCAGCCCUUGUCAGAUUUACUACGAUCCAUAAUAAAAACUGUUUCGCUGCGGUUAUACGAUAUCCUCGGUUACAUUCUGCCGAACACGGAAAUCACCAAUUUUUUCAUGAAUCUUGUUAUGGACAGUAUUAAUAAUAGAGAGAAGAAUAAUAUCAUUAGGCAUGAUUUCAUCGAUAUGCUGCGCGAAUUAAAGAAGCAUCCAGAUAAAAUGGAAGAUAUCAAUUUUACGGAUAGUGUGAUAGCUUCUCAAGUCUUUAUGUUUUUUGCUGCUGGUUUUGAAACCUCAUCGACAGCGAUGUCUAGUAUGCUUUACGAGAUGGCUCUAAAUCAGAAAAUACAAGACAGGCUACGUGAAGAAAUUGAUGAGGAAUAUACAAGAAAUGGUAGCAAUUUAACUCAUGAGAACAUCAAGAAAAUGAAUUAUUUGGAAAAAGUAAUCAAAGAAACUUUACGGAAAUAUCCACCUCUGAUGUUUUUUACGAGAAAAACGACGUCGAGUUAUACUUUUAAUGGUGUCAAAGUUAGUAUACCACAAGGUCAAAAAAUAUGGAUUCCUAUUUUCGCGCUUCAACACGAUCCGCACAUUUAUCCGGAACCAGAUGUCUUCGAUCCAGAAAGAUUUAAUGAAGAAGCUGUGCGAAGUAGGCAUCCAAUGUUUUAUCUACCUUUCGGCGAUGGGCCAAGAAAUUGCAUUGGUUCUCGCUUUGCAACUUAUCAGAUUAAACUCGGCCUUAUAAAGAUACUACGAAACUACAAAUUUGAACCUUGCGAGAAAACGGAAAUUCCUUACGCCAUCAAUGAGAAAACAUUUAUAAUAUCACCAAAAAAUGGAAUAUACUUGAGAAUAAUUAAAAUCAAUCGAGCAUAAGUUAAGUUCGUCUAUACUUUUUUUAAUUUUUUGUUUUGCAAUUUAGGAACAGGAUGUGAUUUCGGCAGUGUCUUUUCCUACAUAUCUUCCCAGACAAUACAAAAUCUCAAAUCGGGUCAUAAGACGUCUUAAAAACACAUUUCCCAAAAUAGUCCUAAAGACGUUUUGUGAUUUAGAUGUCUUUAGGAUUUUAAACUUUAUUUUGUCUGGGUUAAUAAUAUGCAAUCUUUUAAAAUGGUUUCCUUCUUUAUCAGGUACAAAUAUGUAUAAUAUGUACGUACUACGUUACAUUGUAAAUGUAAAUAUAUGGAGUAUCGUAAAUCAAAUGUAUCCAUAUUUAUGUUUUCGCAGAUAUAUAUAUUUACAAACUACUAAGUAUCAAAUAUUUUCAUAAUUUAAACGUUUUUAUUAAUAAAAAGUUUGUGUAAAUAUACAUUAAGAUAUAUGAUAAUUCUUUUUAAUUGUAAAUCAGAAACAUAAGAAUAUCAUCGCAAAUAAAAGCUGGAGAUAAAAAAAUCUAAAAUGUUUUUCAACUUAUAAUUUGCAUGGAUAAUUUUUCACGUUAUCUCGAAAUUUAGUUGCCAAUAUGUACGUAUGCAAAUUAAAUAUUUAUCUACGAUUUGCGUUUGAUCUGGGUGUUCAAAAACUUUCAUGUAAUAGUUUAUAUUUUUAUAUGUUAUAAAAUUGUAUAGUAGUUUUAAUUACAUUAUGUACAUAUAGUACAUCGUUCCUUAAUAAAAAAUAUUGAUUUUCGUACAAUUA